Aaosphaeria arxii CBS 175.79 is the source of this 1501-nucleotide messenger RNA. RefSeq lists its product as uncharacterized. The coding region runs from base 24 to 1292 and encodes 422 amino acids. Lineage: Eukaryota; Fungi; Ascomycota; Dothideomycetes; Pleosporales. The record is from RefSeq and is a predicted model, not a curated record. The transcript is spliced from 2 exons.
CUACAACAACGAACCGAACCAGGAUGAAGGUCAAGCAAAUUUACCUUCUUCGCGAAGGCCAAACAGCCGACAACUACUUUGACCCAUACACUGGUGAAUGGGGAGAUCCCGCAACACCUACUCGACGCUUUGCAGACAAAUCGCUCUCGGAAGCAGCUAUUCAACAAAUAAGAGGGACUGCACGCGCUCUCUCGCGUCUUAAACUUGAGAGGGUAUUCGUAGCUCCACACUGGCAGUGCGUAGAUACGAUGUCCCGGAUUCUACCUCACCUUAACGUCGCCGACCCUCAUAGUGGCCUCAUGAGUGUGGAAUAUGGUCUAUCUGCUUGGGAGGAUCCCUUCUAUUUCCCGCCGGGUGUCAAGUCGAAGUCAGGAAAUGCGCUACAUCCUACGGCAAUCGGCGUAUUUGCUUCCAAUUUCUCGAAUAUAGACACCACUUAUCGAAGUGCCUGGUCCCACUCUCCUCCAACAUGGGACGCGGGGCUGUGGAGGAGAGAUGUAGAGGACAACCUGAUUCCACCCACAAAUACAGUAAGCGACCCAGACGAGUGGGAAUCGAUGCCCACAUUCCUACUCCGGAUCAAAGUCUUUCUGGAUCAGAUAACACGUUAUCGUCACGCCAGGCGUCGGGCCAUCUUGAUAUGUGCGACAGCUCCUGCCUUGCUUGCAAUUGCUACGCUUCUGAAACACUGGCAUUCAUUGCCGUCCUAUGAUUACGACUCUCCAGCCAAUAUCGAUGUAUAUCGCGCCUGGAUGACAAAAAGUCUCAAGAAAUUUCGGCGCCUCAUGAAAGGGCCAACCUACUGGCGGGAGUUUCGCACUGGAAACCUCUACAUUACGCGAUAUGACCGUACCUUACUCCGCAAUUGGAGAUUGGCAAUAGAUGGGAGACGUCGCCACAUCUCGAGAAAAAUCGAUCAGGGAAAUGAGUGGUACAUGCCCGUUGAUGCAAGAUGGCAGUUGCGUCUGGUUCCCGAUAUUCGAGAAUAUGAGAAACAUCCGAUCGGUUGUAUAUACAACUCUGUUCAUGAUUUCGCGCUACAAACAACGGGAGAAGUCUUCGAAACCUAUCUGGCACUUCGUCGCCAUUUUGGAAGUAAUCCUUAUCAUGUCCCGUGGUACAUGUACAUUGGCCUAUGGUUUUGCCACCUAACGAUGUGGUCAUUAGCGCUGUACAAGAUCGUACACACCGUAGCGUUGACCAUAGAAGACUGGACUUGGGUGUACACACCAAUGAUGGCAAGCACGGUACAGUUCAUGCUCUUCAUGUUCCCGCCUUUGCUCGCUGCAUAGACAACGAUGACUAUAAUCUUACUAGCAGUCUGAACGAUCCUUCAGCAUUCAGAGACUUGUUCAGACAGCAAUACUUGCGGUCUUGCUUAGGUGGGUGUUUCUUGCUUGAUCAAUGUUAGGUCCCUUUAGCUUUUAAAGUUUAGUAUGUGGCUUCGCAUCGAAUGGAACAAUUCUAUACUGAGAAGCUGAGUUUACGAGAUGGCCGAGUG